This is a messenger RNA of Nematolebias whitei (Rio pearlfish), 1931 nucleotides long. RefSeq names its product dixin. Gene Ontology annotation, cellular component: cytosol. NCBI's taxonomy places the organism in Eukaryota, Metazoa, Chordata, Actinopteri, Cyprinodontiformes, Rivulidae. Gene Ontology annotation, molecular function: protein binding. The coding region runs from base 1 to 1896 and encodes 631 amino acids. The record is from RefSeq and is a predicted model, not a curated record. Gene Ontology annotation, biological process: canonical Wnt signaling pathway. The transcript is spliced from 21 exons.
AUGAUCGCUUCACUCUCGAGAGGAAGUUCUCUGGAUGAGGUUCUUCAUCAUGGAGGCUACAGUGAGCAGCAGCUGGCAGCCUAUGUCUCCUGGGUAAACUCUCAGCUGAGGAGGAAGCCAGGCCUGAAGCCCAUCACAGACCUCAGGCAGGACCUGCAGGAUGGAGUGGUGCUGGUCCAGCUCAUAGAGGUAGUAGCUGGUGAGGUUCUGGAGGGAGUGUUCACACCUCCACAGAACAAAGAGGAAAGCAGAAAGAAUGUGGAGGAAGUCCUGCACUUCAUUUCCUCCAGACACAUACGCAUGCCCCACAUGUCAGCAAGAGACAUUGUCGAUGGAAAUCUGAAAUCUGUAAUGAGGAUCAUUUUGGCGUUGGCAGCCCAUUUCAAGCCCUCAGCCAAUCAGAGGACAGCUUCUGGAAGUGGGAGGGGCUCCAUAAGAGGCAACGCAACCCACAACCCUCACUCUCCUGUAGCUCUAGCUCAGGGUGCCGUGGCGGCGCUGGCUUCAGCUCGACAGGACGCCUCACUGUCGGCUUGUUCAGCUCGUGUCAGCAGCGUGUGGGGGUCAGAUGGGGAGAAGGGCUUGUGUGUUCGAGCCUUGGUCCAGCAGUAUGAAAGAGGCACAGAUGAACAGAACAACUCUCAGCCCAGCAGCUCCGUCAGUCCUCUGUCAUCACCAAGAUCCCAGCCGAGCAGCCACUCAGACGGGCCGCAGCUGGACCGGCACCAUCAGGAGAGUGCCGAGGAGGCAGCCUGGGAGGAGUGUCUCAGUGAAACUCUGGAGAACGAGGUGCAGGAGGCCCGGAAGAUGGUGUCCGCUCUGCAGUCUCUGCUGCUGCACGGUUCACUUCCUGAGGACGAGCAUGACGUGUCCUUGGACUCGGACGACGCUGAGCAGCAGCUGGUCGUCACUCGCAGUCGUUUGGAUCAGAGCAUGGAGGAGGUCCGGGAGCUGAAGAGAGAGCUGCUGCGCUGCAAGCAGGAGAUGAGGAACCUGCAGGGAGUGAAGGAAGCCCAGCAGCAGAGGCUGUGCUCCCAGGAAGCAUCCAUCCUGCAGAUGAAGCAGGAGCUGCUCCGAGCCAGCAUGAUGAAGGACGAACUCAGCAACCAGAACGCAGAGCUUCGCUGGAAGCUGGAGGAAUGUAACAAACUGUGGACUGAAUGCAAGAAAGACGUCGGGCAGAAGGACAGACUAAUUCAGCAAAUCAAACACAAGCUGGAAGAAUGCCAAAAACAGCAUAGUGAGCUGCAGAGAGAGUUUGAGCAUAAAACCAGUGUGCUGCAGGAAGUGAUGAGCAGAAAUCUACACGAGUGUCAGGUCUCAACCAGCCCAGAACAUAAUGGAUAUUCUUACUUUGGAAAUGCAGCUCCUUCUGUGUCAGGACAGCAGGCAGAGGAGGUUCAGCUGCUCAGAGAUUCUCUGAGGAGUCUGAGGAACAACUUCAGAGAGCACGACCCGCAGCAGCACACGCUGGACACCCUGGAGCAGGGCAUCGUGUCGCUCAUCGACCGGCUGCACGCUCAGCACACAAACACGGUCCGAGGGAAAUCUCCGAGGCGUAAAGGUCAGCACACAGACCUGGACUCCUGGCCGUCCUCCACGAUCUGUCAGUCUCACAAUAAUUCUUCUACCUCCACUAAAAUCCUGUAUUUUACUGGAAAAUCUCCAACACCCUCCAUGAUCAACAUACCCAAGAGGCUCGGUGAGGUGACGCUCAAAGACGUUAAGGCAGCUGUUGAUCGAGAGGGAAACUACAGAUAUCACUUCAAAGCCCUGGACCCAGAGUUUGGCACCGUGAAAGAGGAGGUCUUCCUGGACGGAGCCGUCGUUCCCGGCUGGGAGGGGAAAAUAGUGGCAUGGCUGGAAGAGGACGGUGGUGAGGACAGACCAUUGUAGACUCAAGCUGAAGAUCACUUCCUGUUUUUACUGCU